GUUGGGCUGUGAUGGGCUAAUGUUUAAUGAAGGCCGCGCUGAUGGACAUGUUGUGAGUGGAUGCAGAAAACGCCGUCGAUAUUAUUUUCCUUGCCCUAGCAGUAGCCGGCCGAGAUAGUUUCAGAGAUUGGAGUUUCAAAAGUCUGUUUCAGAAUUUAAUUUGAGUCUUUUCCAAGCGAGGUUUCCGUCAUUAACUAUGGCUAAGCCAGAGUUUUCCAGCACUCUCAAAAGCCUGAAGUUCAUGCAAAGAGCAGCCCAGAAAGAAGAGGUGAUAAAAAAAGAAGAGGUCAAACCUGCCGAGAAUUUUACUUCCCCUGGUGGUGUUACUAGGAAGUGUGUGGUAAUAAUGGAAGGUGACCCCCAUCCAGGAGCAACAAAGGGUCGGAUGUCUUUUAGAAGUUUCAACCCGUCUAUUGAUAAAUUAAACGAGGAAGCAACACAAGUUAGUCAGCCAGUACCCCUUGCCACUUCUAAAGGAACUGAAAAUGGAAAUGAAUCAUCUAGAGAAAACGAACCACCAAUGGAGGAAGGAGAGUGCUCGGAUCUUCAUAAACCAAAUUGCGAGGCUAAUGGAAACUAUAAAAGAAAACAGUAUCCGAACAUGUCUCCAAAAAGUGAUGAAGUUGAACAACAGUCACCAUCAAGUGACAGAAAAGGUGCUUUCAAGAAACCAAAGGGUGGAAGGCUUGAUUGGAGCGUCCUUAGACGAUCAAAUAGUUAACAAGGAUAGACAGUGACAAUGAUUUUGAUUCAGUCGUUGCAUCCAUAGUUGAUAAUCACUUCCAAUCAUGUACCUGUAAACUAGUUAUCAUUAUAUUUAUAUAUAUAUAUCCUUAAUUUUGCCAACCAGUUAGUCAAGUUUGUCUUCUAAAUUGUUAAGGAUGAGAUUCAUCACCAGGGAAUUGGAAGAAUUUAUUCACUUGAAACCAUAAUUUUAGACAUCUUUUUCUAGGCGUUUGAGCCGAGUCUUAAAAUCUGUUUGUAGUAAAGUUUGCAUGAUACUUGCAUAAUUUACUCUAGUUUAACUAUUAUUACCAUUUAUUGAAGAAGCUAUGUGGUGAGAAUAAAUCUCUUUUUGUCUUGAAA
Messenger RNA from Cannabis sativa, 1086 nucleotides. RefSeq lists its product as uncharacterized. Gene Ontology annotation, biological process: maturation of 5.8S rRNA. The record is from RefSeq and is a predicted model, not a curated record. Bases 197 to 721 code for a protein of 174 amino acids. The transcript is spliced from 5 exons. Lineage: Eukaryota; Viridiplantae; Streptophyta; Magnoliopsida; Rosales; Cannabaceae.